Molecule: messenger RNA, 516 nt
Organism: Orbicella faveolata
Lineage: Eukaryota; Metazoa; Cnidaria; Anthozoa; Scleractinia; Merulinidae
Source: RefSeq, a predicted model, not a curated record
AUGCCCCCAAAAAGAUUCAAGCAGUUUGUCUCGGUGACAGUUGCUGGGAUCCAGGAAACCCUUGACACACAAGCAUAUAAGUACUUCAGAUCUGAUAUUAACCCAGCAGAUGUCUUGACAAGAGGAGCACCACCAAAAGAGGUUAAAACUUGGAUGGAAGGUCCUCCAUUUCUUUGGCACCCCGAAGAAGAGUGGCCUAAGUUCGAAGAAAAUUCAAAGAAAGUCGACAAAGAAUCAUUAAAAGAAAUGAAGUCCAACAAGGAGAAGACAACCAAGUGCAAAGAACCAACACCAUGUACAGUUUCUUCAGAAGAAUCAACAAACAUCAGACAACCGACAGAUAACCCUAUCUUGCAUUAUUUAAUAAAGACUUGUUCAACGUGCGCUAAAGCUAGAAAGACCCUGGCCUAUGUCCUGAGAUUCAUUAACAAUGCAAGAAAGAAAGAAAACAACAUGAGCCCAAUUUCACUAGGAGAAUUGAGAGAAUCCGAACUGCAGAUGUUUAAGUGGUGUUAA